Molecule: messenger RNA, 987 nt
Organism: Cylicocyclus nassatus
Lineage: Eukaryota; Metazoa; Nematoda; Chromadorea; Rhabditida; Strongylidae
Source: the annotation of a GenBank genome assembly
AUGGCCGGGAUGUUUAUGCUAAGACAUUCGCUAUAUCGUGAACAGCCAUUCCCUACCUACGACGACUGCAUGAAUACCGACGAAGUGAUCGACUACGCAACCGAUGGAAUGUCGGACACAUCGGCGCUGAUUGGUUUUGUUGCUGGUGAUACGCCCGGCUGCAGCUAUACAGGAUUUCCUGCUGAAGAUCCGGUGUAUGAGAAAGCAAUUGCGGAAUGCUAUAUAAUCAAGGAGAGUCCAUCUUUUAGCGAAGGAAUCCUGUUGAAAUGUAUCGAUAAGCAACCCAUGUUUCCCUAUCUGCACUUGUCGCAGUUCCAAUCUUUGGAUCAUCAGCAACGACAGGGAGAAAUCGACGAUUUGAUCCAGGAAUGUCGGGUGUUCCCGCAAAGUUUGUUUGGAUCCUACGAAGAAGUGUACUCAAUCCAGAAAACUACUACCGCUGGGGAGGCGCGACUACCAUCGAGUAGACAUGCUGGAUAUAUUGUCAUAGGAUUCAAAAUACUUGAUGAAUCGUCAAAACAGCAAAGUCUAGAAAAAUCUUGGCUUUCAUGGUCAGGUGCCAGAGAAAUCUAUAAACACUCGCCAAGAACCUGGAAUCUUCGUCGAAUAUCCCUUCGGAAAAAUACGUCAACAAUUCGAUCGCCUUCACGUCCCUUUGCCUAUAUUCUCUUAUGCGAAUUUGGCUCCAUCCUACAUCCAUCGAAUACAUUGCAAGCAAUGGACAUGUGUGAAAGAUUGCGUGUACGCAAUUGCGGACAUAUCUCAUUAUAUCAGGUUCAUACCUCUUAUAGUGCAAAUGUGACAACGGCCAGAAAGCCAAUCAGUAAAUCGCUAACUGCCACAAAACGGGCCGCUAUGAUUCGUGGAUUCAGUCAUGAUGUGGAAGCUCCGCCUCCAUCAACGGCAACCGAAGAGCGGCGUGCCAGAAUGCGAUUUCGAGAACGAAGUUUUCAGUAUCCGGACGAGCAUUAUACUGCAUAUCAAUGA